AUGAGUGUCUGUUCUGAAAAAAUUAUCAUGAUGCAGUGGAACUUUAUUUACUUAUUUCUAUGUUAUUAUUUAAUGUUUGUUAUUGUAAAUAUAACAAAUUCAUUAACAAUUAAUGAAUAUUCUAUAGAUUACGAACGAACAUUACUGUGUUAUUCUUGUCAUGGAGAAGAUUGUAAGAGUGUUACAUCUGAUAGUUCUCAAACACUCUGUAAUAUUGAUCGUCAAUUAUGUUGGGCUGGUUAUAUAAAUAAUCAAUUUCAUCGAACAUGUUCAAGUCGUUACUGUACACCAUCAGAUAUUUCAUUGGAUGAUGAUGUUAGAAUUGAAACAUGCUUACCAACACGAGACAACAUUAUGCCAUUUCUUAAAAUAAAACCAACUAAAACUAUUUCAGCCAUCAUUACAACUACUAGCAUCUCUAAAACUACGUCGUCAAAUAAAUCUAGUACAAACGUUACAAAAUCAUCACCAUCUUCUUUCAUAGAUGAUUUUGUUGAAGAUGAAGAGUUAAAUGAUUCAGAAAUAUUUCAAAAUACACGAGAUAAAAAUUGGAAUGUCAGUGAUCCAUCAACAUUUGAUAUUUCUUGGAAACGUACAUCAUACGAUGACAGUAGUGCAACAACAAACUAUCGACAAUCAAUCAACUUCAUUAUUAUAGUAAUAUGCUCUUUAUUUACGAUGGUAGUAUUGUAG
Messenger RNA from Didymodactylos carnosus, 693 nucleotides. NCBI's taxonomy places the organism in Eukaryota, Metazoa, Rotifera, Eurotatoria, Philodinida, Philodinidae. The record is from the annotation of a GenBank genome assembly.